This is a messenger RNA of Cherax quadricarinatus, 7836 nucleotides long. RefSeq names its product uro-adherence factor A. Gene Ontology annotation, molecular function: protein binding. The record is from RefSeq and is a predicted model, not a curated record. Lineage: Eukaryota; Metazoa; Arthropoda; Malacostraca; Decapoda; Parastacidae.
GUGGGGUUCACUAGUCGUUGAGGUGCCAGGCUUGGCCCCAGCCGGCCACAAACUCUCUCUCUCCAGCCACAUGCCUAGUGUUAUUUAUAUAUAAAACGCAUAUCCUGUGCAGUGGUUCCAUCUCCCGUGCAGUGUUGUAGUUCGUAUUAGCGUCGUCCACCCAGUGGUCCAAGUGUGAUGUUAUGACCCUCGUGUUGGUCUGAAGGAACGAGAAACCUAGCCUCCCGGAAAAUUGAAAUUCUUCGAAUUUGUGUUGUGUGGGGUGUUAAUGUGAAUUUCAGGUGAAUAUUGGACAAAUUCAAACAAUUUGGCAGCGUCUUGUUCUAGCGGGUGUUUUGCAGGACUCAGGACUCUUCAGACACCCCCAGCAGGAGAGGACUGAAGACUCACUACAGUCUGUUCAACAGUCUCGCUCGUUUAUAUCCUCAGGGAAGGAGUUUUUGGUGUUUGUGCAAGUAAGUUUUGUAUAGAGGCUGUAGAUCAAAUGUGAAUUAAAUAGUCAGUGCUUUGGUGAUGACAAGUUGAGACCAGACAACUGAUAGCUGACUUCUGAGAAUGUUCAUUUGCAGGUAGUGUCAAAAGACAGAGAUUGUUUGUAACAUACGGUGUUCACAAGAAAGAUAAAAAAAGCAAGACUGAUUCAACUAAUUAUAGAAAACGAGUAGUGGGUGUAGAAAAUGAAGGAGGAUGAGACGGCGGAACGGGAGGCGGGAGCCCAUGUACACCAACACUUCCGGGAGGUGGUAGCAGCCUUCGUGCAAGAUUUCUCCGAGCGUCAGGCUGCAGGGGAAACCAAGAUCCGUCAGAUCGAGAGAAAACUUAGCGAUACCACCGGUGAGCUCAGUCUCCUGCGCCAGAUCUUACACGACUACGAAACGAAAAUCAACGAAGAUAAUGACCUUAUCCUGAGAUUGGAGCGGGAGAUCGAGGCCCUACAAGGUAGGGUGAGGAACAUCGAUAAGAGGAACAGUCAAACGACGGCCCUCAGUACCAGAUUGGAGGUGCGGCUGGAGAAUCUGAAGGAGUGUCUCACUCAGACCUGCAAUGACACACAGCAGGGUGUGAGGAAACUGCUGGCAAAUUUUGUCAAAAUACAAUUAUCUGGAGGUUACAGCGGACAUACUAAAGGCUUCCACAAGGAAGAUGCCAGUGGGGCCCUUGCCACGGAGACACCUCUCUUCACCCACACCACCGAUGAUACGGUGGAGGGCACAGCGAACUUCGAAUUAAACGACAUGAGCGAGACUUUGCGAUUAUCAAAGUCGUGGUCACCAGAUUUGCAAUCCUCAGAUUCGCGAUUGAUUUUCGCAGACACAACAACACCUGCGUCCUGGUCUUCAGCGACGCUCGAGGUCCCUCCCUCUGCGAACGACAGUGACUUGCCGAAGAACGAAGGAACGUCGAUCGACAUUACCCCAGCGAACGACACAUCCCCAUCGACCGUUGAAUGUGUUCACUACAGUGUUGCAAAACCUAUAAACAACACGAGUAUCUCUCAAGACGACCUCGAUCUUGUGCACUGUGGUGACGCUGCUGCUGAGCCCAGCAACACCUCUGCUGUCAGUUCUUCUCAGAACUACAACGACGUCACAGAAACGACAUCUUUCAGCUCUUCUGGUGGCAUCCCGAGUAAUGCUGAGACUCAAACCCCUGCCAGCACUCAAGCUACGAUUGACACACUUCCUGACAGCACCGAGAAUCCCACCAACACUCAUGCCAGCACCCUCACUGUGAUUGACACACUUCCUGACAGCACCGAGAAUCCCACUAACACUCAUGCCAGCACCCUCACUGUGGUUGAUACACUUCCUGACAGCACCGAGAAUCCCACCAACAUUCAUGCCAGCACCCUCACUGUGGUUGACGCACUUCCUGGCAGCACCGAGAAUCCCUCCAACACUCAUGCCAGCACCCUCACUGUGGUUGACACACUUCCUGACAGCACCGAGAAUCCCACCAACACUCAUGCCAGCACCCCUACCAGCACCCCCACUGUGGUUGACACACUUCCUAACAACACUGAGAAUCCCAACAACGCUCAUACCAGCAUUCCUACCAGCACUGUGGUUGACUUACUCCCUGACAGCAUUCAGACUCUUACAAACAGUCAGUGCAUUGACACUCACAUUUCUCCUGAUGUUCCGAGCCUUGACAACUUCCUGGCUCCUGAUAUCAACCAGAAUCCUGACGUUACUCAAAGUUCUGAUGUUAUCGAAAGUUCUGACGUCAACCCAAGUUCCGAUAUCACUGAAAGUCCCGACAUCAACCAAAGUUCCGACAUCACCGAAAGUCCCGGCAUCAACCAAAGUUCCAACAUCACCGAAAGUCCUGACAUCAACCAAAGUUCUGACAUAAACCAAAGUUCUGACGUCAACCAAUAUUCUAACGUCAGCAGUUCUGACGUCGUCAACCAAAGUUCUGACAUCAGCAGUUUUGACGUCAACCAAAGUUCUGACAUUAGCCAAAGUGCUGACAUCACCCAAAGUUCUGCCAUAAACCAAAGUUCUGACGUCAACCAAAGUUCUGACAUCAGCAGUUCUGAAAACAACCAAAGUUCUGACGUCAAUCAAAGUUCUGGUAUCAGUCAAAGUUCUGACAUCAACCAAAGUUUUGAUAUCAACGAAAACCCUGACAUCAGCCAGAGUUCUGAUGUUAAACAAAGUUCUGACAUCAACCAAAGCCGUGACAUCACCCAAAAUUCUGACGUCAACCAAAAUCCUGACGUCAACCAAAGUUCCGACAUCAUUGUAAGUUCGGACAUAAACAGUGCCCAGAGUCUUCCCGAGGGCGUCCCAGACAGCCCCGAGGGAGGCACCAAGUCUGACAGGGUACCACCUGGCCAACAACCCCGAGGGGGGAACAAGGGCAGGAGGUACCCGAGGGGGCGAAGGGGAUACCCCCCAACACCUCCCUCCAGAGGUCAGCGAACCAGCAGCUACAGUGAGGAAACUAAGAGCUUAAACCGGAGGCCUCCGACACACGGUGCCGGUGAAGACCGCACUCACAGGAGAGAGAGAACAAUAAGCGCUGGAGAAGAACAGUCGAACUGGAGAACAAGAACAGGUGAUGAAAUGAACGGGAGAAAGAGAACGACAAGCGCUGGAGAACAACAGUCAAACUGGAGAACAAGACCAAAAGAUAGGGAAGAACAAGCGAACGCCAAGGAAAGAACUCCAAGCAGUGGUGAAGAACAUCAGAAUAAGAGGAAGAACAGACGUAAGAGUACAGCGAACGACGGUGAAGAACUCUCAGACAGAAAGGAGAGGAUCCCAAGCACUGGUGAAGAACAGGCCGGCUCCGGCACGCGCCGUCGUACAGUUAGUGUUCAAGAAAAACACUUUAACACCACGAAACAACGCACAGACAGUUCUAGCAGUGAACAAGGUAAGCAGAACAGGAAGUACCGGACGAGUGUUGGUGAAGAACAUGAGAAGUCGGAGAACAAGGGCGAAAUGGUUAAUACGCAGAGCAUCGAUAAACGAAGUUCUACAAAGGGCAGUGAACGCAUGAAGAACCAGGGCAGGAAGAACAAGGGACAGGUCAAAGAAGAACACACAAUAUCAGAGAAGAACCAGGGAAAGGAAGAGGCGAUAUCUUCUAGCGCUAAGGAACGACCAGCCUCUGAAGAGAACGCUGAAGAACAGACGUGUUAUAUUAGCAGUAAAGAACAAAUUUUCUCACCGGAUAGUGAACAAAAUCUAAAGAGUAUUAGUGAUGAACAGAUUCCUCCCUUUGAUGCCAAAGCAGAAUACGUAAUAUUUCACACAAGUGAACAACCAGUGGCAUCCGUGAACAAGGAAGAACAACUAACAUCCACGAGCAACGAAGCACAAAUAUCAUACCAUUGCAGUGGAGAACAAACGUAUGAAACAAUAGAAAAGCAAACGAAGUCGCAAAAGAACGAAGAACAGGUCGACCCAGUCGUCAGCACAGAACACACCAGAGGAAAGCAAAGUGAAGAACAAACAAAAGUGAAGCAGACUAAGGAACAAACAAAACACGAUCAAGCAGAACAAACAAGACUCGGUGAAGGAAGAGAGAAACUCGCAAACAACGAAAAACAAAAACAGUACAAGAAAAGCAAACAAUUCAGACACAAGAACACGGAACAAACGAAAGCAAAAAGCUCAGAACAAUCAACGUCCGACCACACAUGGAGAACAAAACUCAGCGAUAGCGAAGGACAGACAGAACACGCGAAACCCGAUAACAGUGAAGAACAAACAGAACACGAGCCUGAAAAAGAAGUUAAAACCAUGAACACAGAAGAACAGGCGAAACUCGAGGAAAAGCAGUGGCUCAAGAACAAAGAAGAACAGGCAGAACCUGAGACUAUAGAACCAAAAUCUGCCAACACUGGAGACGAAAGAAAGACAAAGACCGAAGAACAAGUGGAACUUGAGAAUGUUGAAGAACAAACAGAAUUCAAGAAUGCUGAGCAAGUGGAAGUUACGAAGGAUGAAGAACAAACGGAAUGCAAGAAUACUGAACACACAGAACUCAAGAAUUCUGAGGAACAAAUGGAACUAAAAGAUGAACAAGCGAAACCGAAGAAUGAUAAAGAACAAAGGAAACUGAAGAAUGAACAACAAAGGGAACUCAAAAAUGCUGAAGAGCAAGCGGAAUUUGAGAAUGCUGAAGCUCAAACGGAACUCAAGAACAGUGAAGACCAAACAGAACUCGAGACAGAAGACAGAACAAAAGCAAUAACCAUCGAAGAACAAAUUAAACUUGAGAACUUAGGAGAGCAAGCAGUUCAGCAGGUAUAUGUGGAACCAAUAACCUCUCAGAACACAGAAGAACAAAUGUUGAAUCAUAAUGAUGGACAGCACCUACGUUCUGAGGGUGCUGAAGAACCAGUCGAGCCUAAGAACAAAGAGGAACAGGAUCCUCAACGGUCAGUCAGAACGCGGGAGCGACGGGUAACCUUUAGCCAAUCAGAGAGCGCACCUCGGGUAGCGUUGAGCCAAUCAGAGAGCACACCUCGGGUAGCGUUGAACCAAUCAGAGAGCGCACCUCGGGUAGCGUUGAGCCAGUCAGAGAGCGCACCUCGGGUAGCGUUGAGCCAAUCAGAGAUGACACCUCAGGAUGUCAACAAAAGUGGUGGUAGCUCGGGAAGUCCUGACCAAGAGGCUACAAGCGCCUCCCAGGAGAGUCACGAUGUAGGCUCAGGAAUAGUAGCGGCAGCAGCAACAGCGGCGGCACCAGUAGAAGCAGCAGUAGCAGUAGAAGCUGCAGCAAAAGUAGAAGCAGCAUCAGCCGUAGGAGCAGAAGCAGCAGUAGCGGCCGUAGAACCAACAGGCGAAACAAAGUCUGUCAUGACGAAGCAGAGGAAGGCCCAAGAGCUGCAGAGGCAAAGCAAAAAGGAAGGCUACGAGGGGGAAUAUAUCCAUCACAGACGGCUUCCCGCUAAGGAAGAGCCAGAAACAGCUCUUCCCGCUCUCCAACGUCGAAGCUUCAGGAUGGAGGGGACAGAUGACAGCCAGGAACCAGAGGUGGGCAUGUGCGCUAACUGCGGCUUCAUCGCCAAACUGCGCUGCGCAAACUGCCGUCAAGCCUUCUACUGUAAGCGGGAGUGCCAGAGGGACCACUGGAAGAAUGGACAUAAGGACCAGUGCCAGCCUUUCCAGGUGAUGACGUCAGCAGAACUGGGUCGGUACAUGGUAGCGUCACGUGACCUCAAGGCUGGUGAUGUCAUACUGAAGGAAGAUCCCAUAGUGGUGGGACCUAAACAGAUCACUGAACCUCUCUGUCUAGGAUGUUAUAAGAGAGUUGACGGAUCCUACAGGUGUCAGAAGUGCCAAUGGCCCAUGUGUGGCCCAGCGUGCGAGGCUGCUCCCGACCACCUGCCAGAGUGUGUGGUCGGCCAGGAGAUAGGCUCACCCAUCGAGAUUGCUAACUUCGACGAACCUAACCACUUCUACGAGGUCGUCUUUCCUCUCAGAUGUCUUGCUCUAAAGAAGAAGUCGCCGAAGAAGUACGAGCAACUCUUGUCGCUUGAGAGCCAUUAUGAGGAUCGUAAGGGCACCCACCUCUACCAGGAGAACCAGAAGAGCAUUGUCAAUUUUCUCCGUAACUAUUUCUUCAUCCAAGAGUUCCCCAUUGAGGACAUAGACAGCUCGGAAAAAUCUAUCCAUACCAUCACCGGCAUCAUUGACGUCAAUGCCUUGGAGAUCCGGCUGAAAGAAUCUGAGGUGUUGGGGUUAUAUCCGACCUUCGCUAUGCUGGAGCACUCGUGCACUCCCAACACCAAGCACGCCUUCAACAAGGAUCGUCAGGUAACAGUGAAGGCGGCAGUGGACAUCAAGCGUGGGGAGCACAUCAGCACAAUGUACACGCAUAUACUAUGGGGUACAGCGGCGAGAAGAGAUCACCUUAAACACAGCAAGUACUUUAUGUGCACUUGUUUCCGCUGCUCCGACCCUACUGAGUUGGGCACACACUUCUCUGCUCUACGUUGUAAACAGUGCACUAAUGGUUUUAUGCUGUCAGCCGCGCCACUAGACGAACUGGCCUCCUGGAUCUGCACCACCUGUAACGGCACCAUGACUGCUGAAGAAGUAACAGACAUAAAUCUAAAAUUAGGAGAGGAAAUUGAGGCAGCGCUUGCCAUGCCGGUUUUGCAAUCUCUAGAAAAAUUAGUUCAGCGUCAUGCUAAAACUACCGUCCACCCGAAUCAUUUCCAUCUGUUCGCGGCUCGCCACACAGUCCUGCAGAUGUAUGGCCGCGAUCCUUCCAGCGUAGGCCAGGAGUCCAUGAAGAAGAAGGAGAAGAUGUGUCAGGACUUCUUGAAGGUAUGCACGGCUUUGGAUCCCGGCAUGGCCAGACUGGCGCCUUAUGCGGGUGUAGCACUUUAUGAGUAUCACUUAGCAGUCCUCGCCCGCGCACGCCAGGAACCUGACGCCAAGCAGGUUGACACCGUAGCUCUCAAAAAAGACGUGGAGACGGCUAAGGCCCUCCUUCAGCAGUGUAUCCGUGUGCUACAAGAUGAACCUAAGGACCAACCCGAGGGACAGCUGUGUCAGGUAGCUCAACAGAACUUAGCAGAGCUGCGGCAGUGGGAAGCGACGUUAUCCUCCCCUUAAACGUUCCUGCUACAGGUAUAUGUGUUGCCAUGGUAGGGUUCUUGCAUUGCCCACUAAUGUCGCCUUUUCAACCCUCGACAUUGCUCACUGGCUACUCUGAGGGUGUCGCUAGUCAUGACGUUAGUCAAGAGACUGCAGUUACUUCUGGGAAAGGUAAUCUUUGCCAAUGUCAGUCACGAUGAAUCUGGUGUUAUAGUAAAGGGUGCUAUAUGCUAUACACCUAUGUGCUAUACAGUUCACAUCCUGAUGACUCCCCAGAGAUGAGAAAUAGGCUAAAAUUGAUGUUUCAAAACUCAGAUUGCAGUGAACUAUAGAUUACCUCACGAAAUAGUCUACGGUCACCAUAGACUUGAAUUUGUUUAAAGAGUAACUGUUUAGAGUGUGUGAAGCAGCAAGGGAGUUAACCUGGUUAAGACAAACAUUGAGUGUGUGAAGCAGCAAGGGAGGUAACCUUGUUAAGACAAACAUUGAGUGCUGGCCUCCGUCCACUGGAUCUUAACAAAUGCGGCCGAAAUUUGUUGCGUCCGGUAAUAGGUGUAAGAUAAAUUACGUUUCUGCUUUAUGGAACCUGAAACAAAACUUACGUGAUAAGUGUUACAUACUAAAGAAUUUCACGUGUUAAAUGAAAGCGUGGAUGUUAUCUUUACUUACCAUUAAGUGUAUAAUUAUGAAGAAAAGUAAUAAUGUUUGUUAAACCGGAAAUGUGUUAAGCUGUUGUCCUUUGGUAAUAAGAGUAAAGAUCUCUUAAAAC